Molecule: messenger RNA, 2816 nt
Organism: Durio zibethinus
Lineage: Eukaryota; Viridiplantae; Streptophyta; Magnoliopsida; Malvales; Malvaceae
Source: RefSeq, a predicted model, not a curated record
AACGAAAUGGACCGCCAUUCCAAGCUGUGAACCAAAUUUUAGUCUUGGCAGAAAAGAAAAAACAAGCUUGAACCUAGAUGUCAUUCAGUCUAGAUGAAUCAAGAGUUGAGCCGAAGGAAACUUGCUCCGUACGCCGGAACUGAUCUAUUUCCACCAUGUGUUAAAAUAACCGGGACAGGGCCGUGGGUCCUACCUGCAAUUCCAGGUCAGGAAAUCACCCAGGCCCAAAAUCUGAUCCAGGUUCAUUUGCCAAGUCUUCGUCUGCCACCAGUCACUUCGGGGGACCCCUUUUAAACUAUUUCUCGCCUUCCUUUCCUACAACACAUUUCGAUUUCUAGGGUUUCAGGGACUUAAUUGAAAAAAGAAAAAAAAAAAAAAGAGGGAAAACACCCAUUAAGAUUUUUGUUUCUAUGGAAAGCUCUGUUUCUGCUUCAACAUCGAAUCAGCGAAGGUUUCGUUAUUUCCGUUGUAAUUGCUUUAGAAACUUUUGCCGUUGUUUCUGUUGCUGUUACACAUACCCAUAGGGCUGGUUUCAAUGGAUUUAUCUCAUGCUCAAUCGGACCUGUCUCUGAGUUUUACUAAAAGUUCCGUUGCAGACGAUUCGAUUUCGCUUCAAAUUGAUACCAGCUUUCGCUGCUCGCCAAACCCGGUCCGGCCUGUCCCAUUACAGUUCUUUGGGGAAAAAGACGACGGUGCCCCUCGGUUCGAGAACGGCGAGCAAAAAAACCACAUCAAAGAAGAUGAAGAAAUUAGGAUUUUAGGGCAACCUAUGUGCGUGAAAAGACAAAGGGAUGUUAAACCUGUUUCAAACCCUUGUAAACGUUUAGCUCCGGAGCCUGGUCUGGACCAAAGACGGGCUGCUGUCCGGUCAUGGGGAAACCAACCGCUAGAACAGGCAGAUCCAGAAUUGAGUGAAAUCAUGAAUAAGGAAAAGCGAAGGCAAUUCCUAGGAAUUGAGCUUAUUGCUUCCGAAAACUUUGUGUGCCGAGCUGUGAUGGAAGCUUUGGGAAGCCAUCUAACGAACAAAUACUCCGAAGGAAUGCCUGGAGCGCGGUACUAUACGGGCAAUCAUUUUAUUGAUCAAAUCGAAACCCUUUGUCAUGAGCGUGCAUUGGCAGCCUUUAGUCUUGAUUCCGAGAAAUGGGGAGUCAAUGUGCAGCCUUAUUCAUGUACUUCUGCGAAUUUCGCUGUCUAUACUGGACUUUUGUUGCCUGGUGAUCGGAUCAUGGGGUUGGAUUCGCCAUCCGGAGGGCAUAUGAGUCAUGGAUGGUAUAUGCCGGGUGGGAAGAAAGUAUCUGCUGCUUCUAUAUUCUUUGAGAGUUUUCCUUAUAAGGUGAAUACUCAAACAGGUUAUAUUGAUUAUGAUAAGCUUGAGGAAAAGGCUCUUGAUUAUCGGCCCAAGAUUCUUAUUUGUGGUGGGAGUUCAUAUUCUAGGGAGUGGGAUUAUGCAAGGUUUAGGCUGAUUGCGGAUAGGUGUGGAGCGGUGUUGAUGUGUGAUAUGGCUCAUAUUAGUGGUCUUGUGGCAGCUAAGGUAUGUGCCAGUCCAUUUGACUACUGUGAUAUUGUAACUUCAACAACUCACAAAAGUCUACGCGGUCCAAGAGGAGGUAUAAUCUUUUACAGGAGGGGUGCAAAAUCAAGAAAGCAAGGCAUGUGUCUCAGUAAUGGUGAUUGUAGUGGCCAGUAUGAUUUUGAGGAAAAGAUAAACUUUGCUGUUUAUGCGUCAUUACAAGGGGGACCUCAUAAUAAUCACAUUGCCGCUCUUGCCAUAGCCUUGAAGCAAGUGGCUACGCCAGAGUACAAAGCAUAUAUGCAACAGGUGAAGAAAAAUGCUCAGGCUUUAGCAUCUGCUCUGCUGAGAAGAAAAUGCAAGUUGGUUACUGGGGGCACUGACAAUCAUUUGUUGCUUUGGGAUCUCACUACCCUAGGCUUAACAGGUAAAUGCUAUGAGAAAGUUUGUGAGAUGUGCCACAUCACUCUGAAUAAAACUGCUAUAUUUGGUGAUAAUGGUGCUAUUUCUCCUGGAGGAGUGAGAAUUGGUACGCCUGCUAUGACAUCAAGAGGUUGUUUAGAGUCUGAUUUUGAGACAAUCGCUGACUUUCUCUAUAGAGCUGCUCAGAUUACAAGUGCAGUGCAGAGAGAUCAUGGAAAAUUGCAGAAAGAGUUUAUCAAGGGUCUUCACAAUAAUAAAGAUAUUGUUGAUCUCCGGAAUCAUGUUGAGGCAUUUGCCGCUCAGUUUGCAAUGCCAGGAUUUGAUACUUGAAGAUUUAUAAAGAUGGUCUGCAUGCUGCUUGACAUCAUUUUCUUGCUUCUCUGGCACACCCUCACUCCUUGGUAAUCCAAUUAUUUUUGCCAUCCAUGUUUUCGAACUCCUGUAAAUUACAGAAAAUAGGUCAACAUUUCUGGAUUUGUUUCAAAAAUUUUACAGAAAUCACUUCGCUGAACCAGCUGUCUUUAACUUACGUAAUUUUGUAAAAAGUUAUAUAGAGUCAUUUCUUUGAAAACAGUACAAUAAUAUUUAUGAUGCAAUCAUAUUUUAUGAAGUUCUGUCAGGCUAGUUCCCAUAUUUGGUAUUUUAUUUUUGGUGAAUGAGAGUCUGAGACCAUAGUAAGGCAGUGAAAGUAUAUAGCUAGCUCCAUAUGGCAAGAACCUUAGCAACAAAUGCUACUAUAUUUCUAAUGUGGGUUGUCAAGUUAUAUGAAAGCCUACCGAAUUAGUCGACAGAGCACUGCUAAGUUGCUGCUGUUUGUUCUGGAUAAUUGAAACAAGGCAAACAACCACUUUAACUAUCAUGUUGCUUUUGAUGUUUGUUUUUA